Messenger RNA from Gambusia affinis (western mosquitofish), 3311 nucleotides. It is a transcript of the gene pwwp2b, whose product is annotated as PWWP domain containing 2B. The transcript has 3 exons. Gene Ontology annotation, cellular component: nucleoplasm; nucleus. The record is from RefSeq and is a predicted model, not a curated record. Lineage: Eukaryota; Metazoa; Chordata; Actinopteri; Cyprinodontiformes; Poeciliidae. The coding region runs from base 301 to 2175 and encodes 624 amino acids.
CUCAGCAUGGACAGCAGGGUGAGGUGAGUGGUAAUGAACGGCAUCAAACAGAGUGAGGCAGAGAAAAAGGCCAGGCCUCGUCUCGGGGAGAUUUUUUUGCUCCUGUAGCACACAGAGCGUGAUGUCAGCGGUGGCAGCGCUGUUGUAAUGGACUUGGUGGGGGUGAUGGCGUCAUUUUCUGCCUUAGCGUAGCCUCCUGCUCUCGAUAGCGAAGGGGGAGACGGAUCUUAGGCCGACGCGACCGUGGCUCCGUUAGCCGGGAGCGAGUACCGCGGAGCCGGACAGAGCACCCCGGGAAACAUGGAGGCUGCGGACGAGGAGCUGCGGGCCGGCUCUCGGGUACCUGUCACUAUCGAUCAUGUUGUUAACGACACGCUGGUGGUGACGCUGACCUACCGAGAAAGAAGCUAUACGGGGAUAUUACUCGAUUCCAACAAAAAGACUGGACUCUUCUGUCUGCCAGAUUUCACAUCUAAACUUGGUGACUGCCCCAUCACGAAGCCAGACUGUGAAAUUUCAGAAAUCUUCAAUGAGGAGCCGGUUGCUAAAUCUCCGAGCCAAGUCUCACACAGACCAAAGGAUGAAAACUCGGUCCCUGAAAGCAGCGAACCGACAGCACCUCCACCUCCACCCUGCCCUGUCCCCACACCCGUGCCAGCUGGACAGACUCCUUUCCCUCCUUAUUUUGAAGGAGCGCCGUUCCCUCCGCCUUUAUGGGUGCGCCACACCUACAGCCAGUGGGUACCUCAACCCCCUCCGCGACCAAUCAAGAGGAAGAAGAGGCGGUCACGAGAGCCAGGGCGAAUGACCAUCAGCACCAUUCGACUGCGGCCGCGACAGGUUCUGUGUGAAAAGUGUAAAAACACGCUUAAUAGCGACGAGGACAGCAAAGAUGGCAUUAGCAACACUAAGACUUCUAGAAAAGAGAAUACUCUGCAGAGUGACGAUGACGGGGAUUAUAAGGACAACCCAGCAAAGCUGUCGAGAAAAGAGGACGUCAUCACAACGAAGGACACCAAAAGACGAGAAAACGCCCCUGUCCUCGAUGGCAAGCGCUUCCGAAAGGACAAAAGGGGCGAGGCUGACGUUGAGAAAUACACAGCAAGUGAUGUUAUCCCUCACAGCCCCGUCAUAAAGAUUUCCUACAGCACUCCACAAGGGAAGGGGGAGGUCAUGAAGAUCCCAUCCCGGGUACAUGGCUCAAUCAAACCCUUCUGCCCGAAACAGCUGGUGCAAAACGGCGUGGGAGGAAACGUCAAGAGGUCCACGGACGCCACCAAGGACCAGCGGCACAUUUUGGACGCCACUAGGUCCGGCCUCACUGUCUCUAUUCCAAAACUCAAACUAACCCGGCCUUUCGCAACGGUGAACCAAGGCUCGUCCUGUCCAAAGAUCCGGUUGAGACCGCCGCAGAGUCAGGGAGAGGAGACCAUGAUGGAGUACGACACGGAACUGGUUGGGGGCAGCAGGAGACGGAGCCCCAGGGGGCCUGGUUCCUGCAUCCCCCACUCUGAAGACUCUGGGGAGGGCAAGAACUCGUUGGAGUUGUGGUCAGGGAGUUCUGGGGAGGAGGCAGACCGCAGCCACAGCGACCUGACCCUCCUGAUCAACUUCCGGAAGCGUAAAGCGGACUCAUCCAGCCUGUCCGUGUGCAGCAGCGACAGCUUGGACGAGUCCAAGUCCUUCAGCUCCGAAGGGACGUCGCCAGAGCUGUGCGACCUAGCACCGGGCGAAGACCUGUCCGUCACCUCGUCUUCCGUGACGCCGCGCGAGGAUUGCAAGACGGUGCCGCCGCUCACAGUGCGCCUCCACACCCGCAGCAUGACAAAGUGUGUAACGGAGGAGGGCCACGCCGUGGCGGUGGGCGACAUCGUGUGGGGGAAGAUCCACGGCUUCCCCUGGUGGCCGGCCCGCGUGCUCAGCAUCAGCGGCACCCGGAAGCAGGAGUCCGACAGAUGCGAGGCCCAGUGGCCCCAGGCGAAGGUGGCAUGGUUCGGCUCGCCCACCACCUCCCAGCUGUCCGUAGCCAAGUUGUCGCCCUUCAGAGAGCUCUUCAGGUCCCGCUUCAACCGCAAGAAGAAAGGGAUGUACCGGAGAGCCAUCUUGGAGGCAGCCAAGGCCGUGGGUCACAUGGGACCAGAGAUUUCGUCACUGCUUUCCCACUGCGACACGUAGAGGCUGAGGACCAAACAGACGUCUCCGAGGUUUUUCUGGAUUCUCAGACUCGGUCAUCAAGGUCCGGGAGUGGGAGUACGUGCCGUUGCCAUGGCUACUAUUUAUAUAUCUGGUUUUUUUUGUGUUUUUUUUCACAAGGCUGGCAGAAGAUGGAUUAUUAUUAUUAUAAUUAUAAUUAUUAUUGUUAUUGAGACUGGAUAAGGGAGCAAAAAAUGAAAAAAAAAAAAUAACAAAAGACCAGGAAUCUCAUGGGUCUUCUAUGAACUCUGAACUUUUUGUUAUUUUCUAGGUUUUAUCAUAUUUCUAUAGAGCUGGAUAACAAACACUACAUGGACCCAAAUGUAUUUAUUCUCCUUCAGUCCUCCUUCUGUGAUAGUUUUUUGGAAAACCCUUCUAGUUUGCUGCUGUUUUUCCACGUCUGAAAGUCUUACUCUUCACUUUUGAAAAUGUGAACGCUCCAUCCAGAGACGGCAACGUUCAGAGGUUGCGUUUGGACCGAACUCCAGAGUCACGUCGCGUCUGUUCCUCCCGCAUCCCCGUUUCAUUUCUUAAAUACUCAGAUAUCCUGAAAACCAUCUACACAUUUAAUUAUUUAAGGUGACACAUUUUAAAGAAAAAAAAAGCACUUUAUCUGUACCUUGGUGGCCUGCUGUGAGCUCACUGUCUGAAACGCUAUUGAGAGACAAAACCUCGAUAGUCAGCAGCAGAGCGCAGAAGUCUUUGUGGUUGACUAUCUAUGGCCUUGGAGAUACAAAACUAAAAUCCUAUUUUUUAUUUUUUUUGUUUCUUAUUUUAUUUUAAAAGUUAAAUCCCUGAGAAAACUAGACACAAUGUUUUUUUGUUUUUUGUUUUUCUUAAUCCUCACUACAAAAACAGAACAUUUGUCAACAACGCCCCCCAUAUGUAUCAUCAGUUAAAUCUUUGAGUUACUUUCUUUCAGAGGAAAAAAUACAAAUAAGUACCAUGCUGUAAGAAUACUGUGAAUUCAGCUGCUGACUGGGACUGAAGGACAAAAAAACAAAAACGCUGGCUUGCAACUAGUCGCAGUAUUUUGGGCGAAAUGGCGGCUGCAGCACUGACUCUGAGUGACUUUUAGCGUUGUAAAUCCAGUGCAGUGAAGCGGUCAGUAUUUAAAA